AUGUCGAAAUCAAAAGAAAUGUAUUCGUUGGAUGAAAGUAAAGAGCGCAUCAAAGAACGCGUCCGACAGCGCAAUAUGGAGCUAAGUGCAUCGAUGGAAGACACGAAAGAGAAUCUCGAAGUGUCGUCGCUCAGUGGAGGUGGAGAUAAAUCCGCUGACAUUACAGAACCCGAAACUGCCAGUGCCAAAGACGUUCUUAUG
This is a messenger RNA of Cooperia oncophora, 201 nucleotides long. The record is from the annotation of a GenBank genome assembly. Lineage: Eukaryota; Metazoa; Nematoda; Chromadorea; Rhabditida; Trichostrongylidae.